Myotis myotis is the source of this 2064-nucleotide messenger RNA. Its product is annotated as GTPase IMAP family member 8-like. Lineage: Eukaryota; Metazoa; Chordata; Mammalia; Chiroptera; Vespertilionidae. Gene Ontology annotation, molecular function: GTP binding. The coding region runs from base 1 to 2064 and encodes 687 amino acids. The transcript has 5 exons. The record is from RefSeq and is a predicted model, not a curated record. Gene Ontology annotation, cellular component: endoplasmic reticulum.
AUGGAUCAGGCCCAAGGUGAAGGUUCUGGGACUGUGACAGGCCAGGAGACAGGACCAAGGACCAGUAGGAGCUUGUGUCAAGAGGAUGCUGUGGAGCAGGGCUGCUCUCCGGGUCAAUUGAGGCUUCUCCUCUUAGGGAAGCAUGGUGCAGGAAAAAGUGCCACAGGAAACACUAUUCUGGGAAAACAUGUGUUCCAGUCCAAAUUCAGUGAGAAUAUGGUGACAAAAAUGUGUCAGAGUGAGAGUGGGUCCAUGACUGGAGAGAAGGUCAUGGUCAUUGACACCCCAGACCUUUUCUCCUCAGCAGCUUGUGCCAAAGACAAGCAAAGCAACAUUGAACACUGCUUGGAGCUCUCUGCCCCCUGCCUUCAUGUCCUGAUUCUGGUGAUCCCCAUUGGCCACUAUGAUGAGGAGGACAGACAGACAAUAAAGGGCAUAGAGGAGGUGUUUGGAGAGGAAGCCAGGAGGUACACCAUUAUCAUCUUCACUCAGAUGGAUGAUUUGGGGGAUGACUCCAUGCAAGAUUACCUUCAACAUGACACGUUGCUUGGACAGUUGGUUGAACGCUAUGGAAAUCGAUACUGCACUUUCAACAAUAAGGCAGUUGCAGCUGAGAAGGACAGCCAGGUGAGAAAGCUCCUCAGCAUGAUCAAACAUUUGGUGAAUAAGAACAGAGGGCUCUACCCUGUGAACUUCAGAAAUGAAGGCAAUGGAUUCCAGGACUGUGUGAAAAAAGCUCCAACUCAGAAUGGGAACAAUCCCUAUGGCCCAGAGGAACAGCAGCUUCAGGCCACAGGAUCUGAUCAGAACCCUUGUAUAUCAGAACUAAAGGUCCUGCUUGUGGGGAAACAAGGUGUUGGAAAAAGUACAGCUGGGAACAGCCUUCUGGGGAAGCGAGCCUUUGAGACCAAAUUCAGUGACAACUCAGUAACCCAGAAGCCUAAGUCAGAGAGCAGAAUCUGGAGAGGAAGGAAAAUUUUGAUCAUUGAUAGUCCAGACUUAUCCUCAAAGGACUUUAAAUCAGACCUCCGGGAACAUACCCCUUGUGGCCCACAUGCCUUCUUGCUGGUGACUCCACUGGGCUCCUUCACUGAGAAAGAUGUGGCAGUGCUGAGAACCAUCCAAAAAAUUUUUGAAGACAAAUACACUAAGUACAUGAUCGUGCUCCUAACCAGGAAGGAAGAUCUAGGGGAUAAGAAAGUAGACAUGUUUUUAACCAGCAAUGAACACCUGAAUGAGCUCAUCACAAAAUGUGAGUAUCGAUACAGCAUCUUCAACUACAGAGUAACAGAAAAAGAGGAGCAAUUCCAGGUAGAUGAACUCCUGCAAAAAAUUGUGGAGAUGGUGCAGCAGAAUGGAGACAAGCCUUGCAGCUUCAGCAAGGAAGAGACCCUGAACAUUGUCCUUGUGGGGAGGAGUGGGACUGGGAAGAGUGCCACUGGGAACACCAUCCUCGGGCGGUCAGAGUUCCUCUCUCAACUCCGAGCCCAGCCGGUCACCACCAUGUGCCAAGAAAGCAAGAAGACAGGGGCUGCACAGGAUGUUGUGGUUGUGGACACACCUGCGCUCUGUCUGCUGUCCAGUGACCCAUCAUCCCAGCUAGAGAUGCUCAGACCCUAUGUGUCCGGCAGUGAAGGGAACACGGUUCUGGUCCUGGUGCUCCAGCUGGGACGGUUUACUCAUGAGGACAAAGAGGCAGUGGUGACACUAAAGGCUAUCUUUGGAAAGGAUGUUAUAGAACACAUGAUUGUGCUUUUUACCUGGAAGGAAGACCUGGGGACCGGGGACAUUAAAGAUUUCUGUGAAAACACAGAUAAUGCAUUUCUUAAGGAGAUCAUUAAAAACUGUGGGGGGCGAGUUUGUGCUUUUAAUAACAAAGAAACUGGCCAACCCAGGGAAGACCAGGUAACAGACCUUUUUAAAAUGGCCAAUGAUCUGAUACAUAGCCAUAAUGGGCAUGGAUAUUCCUGUGCAUGGGAGAAUAUUGGCAAAAUAAGGAAAGAUGCACUGGAAAGGCCACGUUAUAUAAAAUAUAUAAAUAUAGCAAAAGAUUGGAUAUUUUAG